AUGGCGACGAACAGACGGUUGUCUAUAGUUCUUGUUGGAGUGACAGGAAGCGGAAAAUCCACCCUCGGAAAUAUACUCCUUGGCUUCGAACCCGAUCAGCCAGAGGGUUUUGGCACAAGUUCCAGUUCGAGAAGCUGCACCCUCGACACGGAAACCAGAAAUGGCUUCUGGCUGGGAGACAAAAUAACACCGAUCCGCAUCAUCGACACACCGGGACACGGAGACUGCGACGGUCGGGACGAGCAUCACAGGGAAAAAAUGGUGAAAUUUCUUCAGGCUGAGGGAACGGUGGACGCCUUCGUUUGGAUCAAGAAUUCUCAGCAGCCGAGGUACGAUAAGCAAGAAGCGGAAUAUUUCGGAAUCUUGAUGAAGGUAUUCGGACCCAGCCUCUUCAAGAAUCUAGUGGUCGUCUUCACCCGUUGGGCUUUUGGCAAAAAAGACGAAGUCAGGCGCAACCGACGGCGGCCGCCCUUGACAUUGGAAGACGUGAAGAAGGAGCUUUGGAACUCCUUCGUGGAAGGUCGAGACCCCAUUGAGGUGCCGAUGAUGGCCGUCGACGCGUUACACGACUCCGAAGACGAGAUCGAGGCCGCAGCGUUCCGGCGAGAAAUGGAGGUGUUCCUUAGCACCAUCACAAAGUUCAGCGCCAUGCCGGUGAGGGAAAUUCAGAUGGUCCGCACCGAGGCCGAAAAGCUGGAGCAACAGAUCGAAAGCCUGAGAGAAGAAAUGAAAGCGAACCGAGAUCUAGCCGGCGAGGGGCUCCAAAUCGCAAUUAAGAAAAUGGAAGAACUGGAGGACAACCUAAAGAGGAACCGGGAAUCGCAGCAGCCUCCCGCCUGGUUGGAGUCAAUGCGCCUUUUCGCUCCCAUCGCUCAGAAGUUGUUGGAUUUCGGAUUGCGGAUCGCUGAAAGGAGGCUGUUGAAAAAUGAAUAG
Molecule: messenger RNA, 933 nt
Organism: Darwinula stevensoni
Lineage: Eukaryota; Metazoa; Arthropoda; Ostracoda; Podocopida; Darwinulidae
Source: the annotation of a GenBank genome assembly